AUGGCGUCUUUUGUGGAAGACUUGUGGUCGAGCAUCUUCACCCCGGGUCCCACCCCAACCCUUCUGAUCGCGACCAACGUCGCUUUCGCCGCCCUGCAGGCGAUCUUCUUCGCCCUCCUCCUAGCCACCUACAGCCUUCACUUCGUCGCUCUGUCUAUCAUCAGUGGUGGACUAUGGUACGCCAUUAACUGGUUCGCUGCGGAGGUGAAACUCGCUCAGCAAGCGCAGGAGGCCGAGAAGAAGGAACAAGAGAAAGCUACACCGGAUACCGACAGCGACACAGAAACCGAGGUUGACAGGGGAGUCAAAGGGGUCAAAGAGGUCAACGAAGGCAAAGCUGCAUCCUCGACGAGCAGCUCAGCUUAUUUACAGCCUGACCCGAAGAAAAGACCCAGCACUGGUGGGGAUGGUUCUGGCUAUGGAAGUACCGACAGCGAGUGGGAGAAGGUGGACGACCAGUGA
Messenger RNA from Penicillium brevicompactum, 462 nucleotides. RefSeq names its product V-type ATPase assembly factor PKR1. Lineage: Eukaryota; Fungi; Ascomycota; Eurotiomycetes; Eurotiales; Aspergillaceae. The transcript has a single exon. The record is from RefSeq and is a predicted model, not a curated record. Bases 1 to 462 code for a protein of 153 amino acids. Gene Ontology annotation, biological process: vacuolar proton-transporting V-type ATPase complex assembly. Gene Ontology annotation, cellular component: endoplasmic reticulum membrane.